Messenger RNA from Miscanthus lutarioriparius, 246 nucleotides. NCBI's taxonomy places the organism in Eukaryota, Viridiplantae, Streptophyta, Magnoliopsida, Poales, Poaceae. The record is from the annotation of a GenBank genome assembly.
AUGCAGCCAGCGCCCGUGCGCUGCGCCCCACAGUGGUUGCGCGGGCUGCUAUCGGAGGAGUUGUUCGACGUGUGCGUCGCGCACCCAGGGGAGCGCAAGAAUGACAAGAACCACUUUUGCGUGGACUGCGCCGCGGCGCUAUGCCGCCACUGCCUCCCGCACGAACACGCGCACGACGUCCUCCAGAUCCGGAAGUACCGCCAAGUACGCAUCCAGCAAAAGCUUUACCCGAGCUACCGAGAAUAA